AUGUUAAGGUCGAAAUAUAAGAAGAACUUGUAUGCUUUACUUGACGAGAAAGAGUUUAACGUUUCUGCGUUCAACCGACUGCACCACAAUAUGGAACUUGCUCCAGUCAAGUUACCAAAAGUGUUCCGCAUAUUAGAGGAUUACAUAACAAAGAACAUUACUGUUGAAGCUAAUGUAAUUAAAGCGACAAAAACUAUGGGAGAGCUCUCUCUAAAUUGUCGUGAUCAAUUAUCAUUGAUAGACCAAAGUAUGAUCAGAGUGAUAAGACAAUGUGUCAACUCGACAGUGAAAAAGGUGAAGUUGGCAGGGGUUCAGCUCUUAGAUUUUUACACAAAGGCGUGUAACGAAAAUUCUGUUCGAACCAAUUUUGAGGAAAUUAAAAAGAUCCCAAACGACUUAACUAAGAUGGUUGGGAAUAACGAAGAGAUUAAAAGUUGUUUGACUGCGUUGAGAGAUUGUGUGGUCAUCUUCCAAAUGGUCAAUGAGCUCGACCAAAUACUUGGGUAUAACACUGUUCUUCGGGUCAUAUUUGACUCUCUCACAAAUUCUGAUGGGAACGAAGAGAUCACAACACAAGCCAAAGAAAUUGUACUAAAAAUAGUGACGUCCAUAUCAGACAAGAUCACUACUGUCAAGUUCAUCGUUCAGUUUUCGGAGUUUUUGGACAAGAAUGAGAAGUGGAGUAUCCCAGCAGUUCAAAGUAUAUUGGGCGAAUUUGGUGUUCGUGUGAAGCCAAUAAUAAGCGAAGUCAUUAUUCAGACAGUUCUUGAACACAUCCCAAAAAGCGACAAAAUUGCUUCAAAAAUAGCACAACUCAACUUUGUCAAAAAAAGUAUUAACAAUAAAGUCGGGUCUAUUAACGAUAAUGUACGAAGACUUCAUGGACUCUUGGACUUCCCUAUUGUUUCACAGAAGGAGUUUGAUGAAAACGAAGCAAAACCGUUCAUUGAAAUGGUGUUUGAUCUCAUUUGUGAGUGCUUGACUGCAAUUACUGACGACUUGAUUAAGGCAGACUUCUGCUUUUUCAUCUUCGGAGAGUGCGACCAGACUAACCAGUCUAAGACAUUCUUGAAUACUUUAUUGCUAUUUAAAAUCACUGGAUCAUUGAAAAAGGAGGUUCUCCAAAGAGUCGACAAAACAAACUUUGUGAAGUUCCUCUCCAAUUUCAAUUCGACGAAUAGCGAUAUCAGACAUAUGACACUUUUGGUAGUGAGACAGUUUCUGUUUGGGAAAGAGCUUGAGAAGUCAUCGAAAACAUAUGUAUUCAGCCAGCAAAUUAAAAUGGGGUUGGUUGAAAUGCUCCAACAGCCGACUUCAAGUGAAGACAUAGUCGAGAUCUACAAAUUUUGGAGAGACAUGAUAUUGACAGGGCAAGUCAAUGAAUUGCUCGAAACGAUUCCGUUGCUGGGAUAUGUGACGAAGAAGAGUGUGAAGAGCAACGAGAAGCAACAAGGAUGCAUUCAUUAUGUAACAAUCAUGUUACUUAAGAUCAUUGGGACCAAAUACAAUAUAGAAGGAUUGAAUGCAUAUACAGAGAGUCGCUUGAAAGGGAUUUCGUCAUACUUUGAAGUGAGUGGAAACGACUUAAAAGCUAAGAAAGUAGAGAAAGACCGGGAAGAUGUCAAAGGGCUUCUGUUAAUACAAAAAGACGUGUGUGACAUUAUAAAAAAUUCUGACGUUGCGCAAGAGAUCGACGGGAUCGAGAAAAUCGACGAGGAGAUUUCUCUUAAAAAUCGCGCGAAGCACAAAGUGAUGCAGACGAAUGUGUUAAAGCAGUCAUCAAUGAAAACAAAAGAGACUUCAAAGAAGAGUGUGAGCAUUUCCAAUGAAAUUUCAUUCAACAUGUUAAAGGAAAUUGCGACCAAAGGCAGUCAGAAGAAGGAGAACGAAAGUGAAGUGAGUAAACUCGAUAUCACUGUGUUAUUAACUCAAGCGGAAGAGCUCAAAAAAGAUGAGACGGAAAUGUUGAAUGGAAUUGACUCGUUAUUAGAGUGUGACAUUCAAAUGAGUAUACCAAAACAAGACGAACUCUUCAAUGCACAUUCUUUAAUACCGUUUGAGUGA
Entamoeba invadens IP1 is the source of this 2064-nucleotide messenger RNA. RefSeq lists its product as hypothetical. Bases 1 to 2064 code for a protein of 687 amino acids. The record is from RefSeq and is a predicted model, not a curated record. Lineage: Eukaryota; Evosea; Mastigamoebida; Endamoebidae. The transcript is spliced from 3 exons.